This is a messenger RNA of Nanorana parkeri, 1141 nucleotides long. RefSeq names its product gastrula zinc finger protein XlCGF48.2-like. Gene Ontology annotation, biological process: regulation of transcription by RNA polymerase II. NCBI's taxonomy places the organism in Eukaryota, Metazoa, Chordata, Amphibia, Anura, Dicroglossidae. Bases 53 to 1141 code for a protein of 362 amino acids. Gene Ontology annotation, molecular function: RNA polymerase II cis-regulatory region sequence-specific DNA binding; DNA-binding transcription factor activity, RNA polymerase II-specific. The transcript has 7 exons. Gene Ontology annotation, cellular component: nucleus. The record is from RefSeq and is a predicted model, not a curated record.
AUGUAAGUUCAUCUCCUGAUCAUUGCAAGAACCAUAAUCCACUUCCCUGAUCAUGACUUAUCCACAGAGGAUGGAGAAGGAAAGGAGCAAGAUAACGGAGAGAAUAUUAAACCUCACACUGGAUAUCAUUUACCUGCUGAGUGGAGAGAAUUAUAUAGCUUUCAAGUUAACCGAUGGCUUGCUGGCUUCCAACUUGAUGAAGACUCAAAGUCCUGUUAUAGAGCCUCCAUCUCACUCCCUAAGACAGAAGAACAAGAAAGUCAAAGAAGUCACCAGCGAGAUCAUUGAGCUGCUGACGGGAGAGGUUCCUAUAAGGUGUCAAGAUGUCACUGAACAUCAGCAGAUCCCUCGGGAGGAUCAGGUAGAUGAAGCUGAAGAUCUUAGUGAUAACAUGAAUCAAGAAGAUCCUAUCACCUCUCAGGAUUUCAAGGGUGAAGACUUGAUUAUUAAAGCUGAACCUGUAGAUGAAGAAGAGAUUUAUGUGAGUGGACUUGAGCCAUGUAAGGAGGAGGAAAUCCCUGUCGCGAUCAGCAAAGGUGGACGAUAUGACAGAAAUAAGACAAGGAACCGUCUAAUUAGUUCUUCAGAUGGUGAAAUAGAAGAGUAUGGCAUUGCAGUAGAUUCCCCAGGAAUGGGUGAACGAUUGAACACCAUGAAACUUGAUCCGAAAGCUCACGUCGCUAGACACGAAAAGGUCCACAUGGACGUGAAGCCGUACUCAUGUUCCGUUUGUGGGAGGUGCUAUGCUCACAAAUCCCACCUGACCAGCCACUUGAGAUCCCACACGGAUGAUAAAUGGCACUCGUGCCCCGACUGUGGGAUAUGUUUUGGACAUAAAGUAUCUCUGGUCAGGCAUCAGAGAAUCCACACCAACGAGAAGACAUUCUCUUGUACGGAGUGUGGAAGAUCCUUCACCCAGAAAUCCCACCUGGUUGACCAUUUUAGAAUCCACACAGGGGAAAAGCCAUACUUGUGCUUGCAGUGUGGGAAGCGAUUUACCGUCAAGAGAGGUCUGGUUAGCCACGAGAAAAUCCACAGUGGUAAAAAGCGGUUUUCAUGUCCGGAAUGUGGGAAGUAUUUCACCCGGAAAUCCUAUCUCGUCAACCAUCGGAGGGUCCACCAACGUGAGCUGCUCGUAUGA